GAGGGGGAGUAUGCAGAAGAGGAGGAAGAACUAGAGGAGGAUGAGGAGGAGGAUGAGGAUGACUAUGAAGAGGAGUAUGAAGAGGAGUAUGAUGAGGAGUAUAAAGAAUAUUAUGAGGAAGAAGCUGACAAAGAGGAGGAGGAGGAAGGAGUGGAGGAGGAGGAGGAAGAAGAAUAUGAAGAAGAAGAGGAGGGAGCAGAAGCUGUAGACGAGGAGGAGGAAGAGGAGGAAGAGGCAGAUGAAUUUGAAGAGGAGGAGGAGGAGGAGGAGGGAGAAGAAGAAGGGUUAAGAGAUGAAGAGGGAUUUGAAGCAGCUGCUGAGGAAGAGGAGGAGGAAGAAGAGGAGUUGGAGGUAGCUGCUGAGGUGGAGAAAGAUGAGGAAGAAGAGAACGAACCAGAAGCAGCUGCAGCUGAAAUUGACGAAGAAGAAGAUGAUGAUGAAGAUGAAGUGAAAGAGGCUGAUGCUGACAAAGAUGAUGAUGAUGAUGAGGAAGAGGAAGAGCAAACAGAUGCUGCUGAUGAAGAUGAUGUUGAAGAGUCUGAACCUGCAGAAGCUGAUGCUGAGGAUGAUGAUGAUGAUGAUGAUGAAGAUUCUCCAGAACCUAUCUCCACUUCUGAGGAUGAAGAGUCGGCGGUGUCUCCUGAUUCUGAGUCUGACGCUCCUGUUGAAGUCAAAGACAGUGAUGAAGACGUAGCCCUGCCCGUUGAAGAUGACGAAAAAGAUGAAGACGAACACGACGAAGACGAUACCAGUGACGAUGCGUUCACUGACACCUCAGAAGUCAGCGGAUCUGCACUUCUCUCCAGUGAGGAGGACGACGAGAGGUACGAAGACGACGAUGAAGACGAUGAAGACGACAAAUUAGCUGAGGGUGUCGCAACAUCUGAUAGCGACGACGUCAUUGCAGAAGACAGCGAUGACGACCUGGAGCUUGAUCUUCCUCCUGUUCUUGCAGCCAGUGAGGAUGAUGAAGAUGAUGAAGAUGAUAAACUAGCUGAAGAAGAAGGUCUUCCUCCUUUACCUGUUGCUGAGGAUGAUGAUGACAUUGAUGAUGAUGAUGAAGAAGACCUAGACGAGGACAUCAAAGUUGCCGAAGAUGAGGAGGAUGAUGAUGAUCUGGACCUAUCAGACGAGGACUUCUCCGUCGCCUCCUCUGAGCACUUCGCAGACGAUGAAGAUGAUGAGGAGGACAGUGACCUCAGCGACGAAGACCUCGACUUCGACCUGAACAAAGAUGAUGAUGACAAACCCGAUGAUGUCAUCGAAGAAGACAUCGAUGACGACGAUGAUGAUGACAAGGAGGAGGAAGAGGAGGAGGAACUCCCUCCCUUUGAGAGCACAGACAGCGGAGUCUUGGGCGAUGAAGAUGAUGACGACGACGUUGCUCUUCAAACAGAUGAAGAGACUGUCUUCAGUGAAGACAUCUAUGACACAACCGACGAUGAUGAGGAUAAAGAUGAUGAAGAUGUCGAUACCAGCUCAUUUGAGUUCAACUUAGAGCAAGAAGACGAAAAAGAAACAUUUGUUGACGCUGAAAAAGACGAUGAUGAUGAUGAUGAUGAAGAAGUCAUAUCUGAGUCCUUGGGUCGUGAGGAUGAUGAUGAAGAGGACGAUGAUGAUGAUGUUGAUGAAGUCUUACUAGCAGCUGCCACUGCAGCAGCGUUCAGUGUCCAGGAGGAGGCAGUGAAGACUGAGGCAGACCAGGACGAAGACGAGGAUGAGGACGCCAAACAGGCUGCGGAUGAAGAGGAGGCUGAGGAGGCUGAAGUACAAACAACUGUCACCAGUCAUCCUGCCGCUCACGAGGACGACGAUGACGAGCGGGAGCACGAGGAGCCGACAGCUGAACUAAAGAAAGCUGUGGACGAGCCUGAAGACGAAGAGGAGGAGGAUGAAGACGACGACGGCGAGGAGAAGGCCACGGUGGACGUGAUCAAACCCGUGCCGGAGCCGGAGGAAGAAGCACCAAAGACAGAACCAGCAGUGUGUCCCUGUAUGAACUCUGCAAAGGCCAAAGAGUCCGCCAGCAAGACAGAGGACAAAAAAGACGCUCCGAGGAGAGUUUCAGCUCUGGGCAGGAGAAAAGAUCGCGAAGCUGUGAAGACCGUCGAAAAGCCAAAAAGGAAAGCUCUGCCCAGAAUUUCAGUUCUGGAGCCAAUCAGGAGGAUCAGGAGACUUCCUCCUCCUUUCAGAGCCAAGAGAGUGGAAAAGACUCCGACCAAGACUCCCAAAAAAACCCAAUCUCGCAAAUCACAAGCCUCAGAGAGUCCUAAGACCCUCGAUCCAGAGACCAAAAAACAAGAAGAAGUCACAGAAUCUGGACAAGAAGUUGGCCCUUGCAGACCGGCACCGGUCUACUGCCCGGCCCCACCUGGCUGGUACGUUCAUCACAUUGUCACAGACAACCCGUACCCUCCUCCGACCAUGUCAGCUCCCUCUGCUCCUGUUCUGACCGCUCACCCCGUCCAUCCCGGACCACUGCCGCCUCUUUACCAGCAGCAGCCGAUGCAGCCGAUGCAGCCGAUCUACGCGCAGUACCAACCGUAUCCACCGAUGCAGCCGGUGAUGCAGCCUCACGCGGAGCCGGUACAGCCAGUCCCACCAGGUGAACCGGCCCAGCCAGAAGCCACGGAGCAAGAGGCUCCCGUUCAGCCGGAGAUCCAGACUCCAGCUGCUGAAGCUCAGCUGACUGAGGCUCCAGUCCAGGAACCAGAGACCGUUGAGGAACAAGUGAAGGCGGCCUCCACCAAGAAAGCUGCAAAGAAAACCAAGGCUGCUGAUUCAGAAAAAGAGCCAGCAGCAGCCGGAGAGAAGACAAAGAAAGAUGCGGCCGCUUCGAUUGACAAAAGCAAAGCUGCUGCUGCAAAGAAAGAGCCAGCAGUAAGAACAGAGAAAACCAAACCUGCUGCAGUGGCUAUGAAAGAGCCGGCUGUCAAAGAGAAAACCAAACCUGCUGCAGUGGCUAAGAAAGAGCCAGCUGUAAACGAGAAAAGCAAACCUGCUGCAGCUGAUAAGAAAGAGCCUCCAGCUGCGCGACAGAAGAGGAAAUCCGCCUCUGAGAAGACAGAAGCGUCACCCGUCAGGAGCAAAGUCAAGGCUUCUGCAGCAAAGAGAGAACCAGAUCCAGAACUGCAUCCAGAGCCAAUCAGACUGAGAACAAGACUAGAAGCUGUACGGAGGGAUAACGUAACAUCUCAGGCAAAGGAGGAGAAACCUGCCCGACCUCCGUCUGAACCAGCCAAAACAAGAUCACAAUUAUUGGCGAACAAGAAAAGCAAAGCUGAGAAGGCUGAAAAGAAAUCUGUCAAAGAGGCUGAAGAAGAAACCCAGAUUGAUGACGACGCGACGGAAAAGAAGAAACCAAGUCAGAGAUACUUCCAGUGCAUUUACGUCCCUGGUAAAAAGGCACAGUACCCCUUGCGACCUUUCACCCCGGCCAUGUCCCCCGCCAUGAUGACCCCGGCGAUCCGGUCCAUGUUGGAGCAGCAGCAGAGAGCAGCGAGGGCGUCGGGGCAAUAACCUGAAGUCUCUCCUCAUAUCUGACAAGCGCUGCUUCUCCCAGUCCAGCAGGAGGAGAUGCUUUUUAAAAAAUCUGUGGAGUCCUUCAAUUCUGAAGGAGAAACCACAGACAGAUAAGAGUGGACGGAACUAUUUUCUCUUUUAAUUUAUUCAUGUAUUUAUUUCCUCUUCGUGUGGUUGAGCUCCUGGGGUUCCUGCUGAUGAUUCCCAAUCUUCCUAUCAGCUGAUGCUUCACUGCCAUGCCUUGCUCAGAUCAAAUAUUAUAUCGCCAAAAUCCAAACAAGGAAGCAUCUAUGUGGUAACUCGUAAAGUAUUGUACUUGUAUUUGUACUUUAGGCGUAAAUAAACGUACACACCUUUUACUUCUGCAGUCAGGUUUAACAUAAGCUUUCUAUUAUUCCCUACAUUUGUUUUUGUACUUAGAGGCAUUUCAGUUAUGCACAGUGAGAAACACAUAGUAGUAAUAAAUACAAAACCGAUAAUGCACGAACAAAGCUAAUAAUAAAGUGCAAACUGAGAUAGUGUUUUGCAUCAGAUGUUAACGGAAAAUAGAUCAGGAUUAAAGAAAUUAGAGAAACAGAAUAGUUUAGUAUUUUUAUUUGAAUGGGAUAAAAUAUUACUUGAAGGGGCUUCCUGCAUAUUUCACAAUAAGAGCUGCGAUCGACGGCUUCUGUCUUUUAUUUCCUGCGAACCGUAACAAGGUGUGUUUUGCUGCAUCUGCAACAGAUUAGCAUGCAAACGUUUGGAGGGUCAAAUGAUCCCAGGAGCUCCCACAUUUUGAUCCAAGCGGCCUCCCCGUCUCUGAUGGUGAGUCUCAUCAACAUGGCAAAUGUUGUUGAGGGAUGAUGAUGAGGAAUUAUCUUCUUCUACAAGACCUAAUAUCAGGCAGCAGCGAAAAGGAAGGUGAGCUCGUCUCACAGUAUGAACCUGCCGGACACGCUACAGUUUGUAAGACAUGCUUUGGUUUUCAUUUCCAGACACUGACUCGUUAAUAAGUUGCAAAUUUAAAUGUCCAUUUGACUUUAAAGAGGCAGAACUAAUGGCUUAGGUUAACGCUUACAUGCAGUACAUCAAAUACCACAAAUAAUUCAUGAUUUGAAUGCUGAUAUUUUUUUUUGUAUGAUUGGCGUUUCAUCUCUUUUUCCCAUGCAAAUCUUGACCUGCAAAUUGUGGAUGACAAAUCAGCUUUGUUCGUCUGAAUGAAGUGCGGUUUGUUGAAUCAAUGGCGUCAUAUUUCUGCCUGUUUGAUCAGACGGAUCUCAAACUGUUUGAAGUUGAGGUAAAUAAAUAGAGAGCUGCAGGGACGACCUAUUCUUGUAGUCCAACAGGAAGUUAGCAUCGCGCUCGUUCCCUCCACAAAAAGCCAAUGAGAUUUCUUCUGUUGGAUUUUGCAUUAUUGCAGAAAUGAAUCGCUGUGUCAAACAAACGUUUAUGAUACUUACAUGUUUUGUUCUUUAAGAUCGUCACAAAGAACACCACCUUUAAGAUUUUGUGAAGCGAAAGUAAGAUCAUCAGAAGUAAAAAGCUAACAUUAGGCUAUAGAGGAGCUCCACCACGGUCACAUGACGUCUCCACCGCUAAGCU
Anarrhichthys ocellatus (wolf-eel) is the source of this 5103-nucleotide messenger RNA. Its product is annotated as microtubule-associated protein futsch-like. The annotation marks the transcript as partial. The transcript has 27 exons. The record is from RefSeq and is a predicted model, not a curated record. Gene Ontology annotation, cellular component: sarcoplasmic reticulum; membrane. Gene Ontology annotation, molecular function: signaling receptor binding. Lineage: Eukaryota; Metazoa; Chordata; Actinopteri; Perciformes; Anarhichadidae.